Molecule: messenger RNA, 909 nt
Organism: Ailuropoda melanoleuca (giant panda)
Lineage: Eukaryota; Metazoa; Chordata; Mammalia; Carnivora; Ursidae
Gene: NKX2-6
Product: NK2 homeobox 6
Exons: 2
Coding region: 1-909 (302 amino acids)
Biological process (GO): cell differentiation; regulation of transcription by RNA polymerase II
Cellular component (GO): nucleus
Molecular function (GO): RNA polymerase II cis-regulatory region sequence-specific DNA binding; DNA-binding transcription factor activity, RNA polymerase II-specific
Source: RefSeq, a predicted model, not a curated record
AUGCUGCUGAACCCUGUCACCUCCACCCCCUUCUCGGUCAAUGACAUCCUGAGACUGGAGCGAGAGCAGAUUUGUUCCGAAUCCUUGCAACUCCGGGGGGCACGGAGGAGCCCUGAAAGCUUUCAGUGUCUGCGACUGGUCCCAGAACCGCGAAAGGCAGAGGUUUCCAGCACCUGCAGGGCCGGCGGCGACGACAGCGGCAGAAGGCUGGACGAACCGGGGUCUCCUGGUGGUCCCUGUGAGACGGUCACGGAGAUGGACGCGGAACCGGUGGGGGAGCCACAGCCUGGCCUCAGCGCAGCCCCGCCCCUCCACGGCGGGACCAGGGGGCCAGAGCGCUGCGUUGGCGACGUUGGCAUCGGCGCGCGCGGGGACGGCACCGAGCAGCCCAAGGCGCGGCAGCGACGGAAGCCGCGCGUGCUCUUUUCGCAGGCGCAGGUGCUGGCGCUGGAGCGGCGCUUCAAGCAGCAGCGGUACCUGUCGGCACCCGAGCGCGAGCACCUGGCCAGCGCGCUGCAGCUCACGCCUACGCAGGUCAAGAUCUGGUUCCAGAACCGGCGCUACAAGUGCAAGAGACAGCGCCAGGACAAGUCCCUAGAACUGGCGGGCCACCCCCUAGCGCCGCGCCGGGUGGCGGUGCCCGUGCUGGUGCGGGAUGGCAAGCCCUGCCUGGGCCCCGGCGCGCCGGCCUUUCCUGGCCCCUACAGCGCGACCGCGGCGCCCUAUUCUUGUUACAGCGGCUACUCCGGCGCUCCUUUCGGUGCGGGCUACGGCGGUGGCUACGCGGAUGCGCCCCCGGGUCCCCCGCAGCCCGCACCUCUGGGCCGCGCAGGCUUCGCUGGGGGUGGCCCCAGCGCCAGCCCGCACAGCCAUCUGCCCGCCCCGCUACAGGGUGUCAGGGCCUGGUGA